AUGGCGUCUGUCAAAAGGAAAUUAUACCAGCGUUUGCUGUUCUUUCUCGUUUUUCUUCCAAUCUCAGGUGUUUUCUGCUUUAGCGAGUUAUUCUUCGUCAAGGAGCCCCACGAUGUCACUGCCAUGCGGAAAGAAGCGGUGAUCUUGGACUGUCAGGCGCGUGGAGAGGCAACCAUUGAUGUCAGAUGGCUCAAGAACGGAGUAAAAGUCGUGGAGAAUGAACGGGUGUACCUGUUCUCCAAUGGCUCCCUUUAUAUUUCGGAGGUGGAGAGCAGAAGAGGAGACAAAUCAGAUGAAGGGUUCUAUCAGUGCCUCGCUCAGAACAAGUAUGGAGCAAUCCUGAGCCAAAAAGCCCGUCUUACAAUCGCAAGUAUCUCCGCUUUUGCAAUCCAGCCGACAUCCAUAGUGGUGACUGAAGGCUCAGUUGCCAGGUUUUCCUGUAAAAUCAGUGCACACCCUCCUCCCAUCAUCACUUGGGAGUUCAAUCGGGUCACAUUACCCCUCACCACUGAAAGAAUCACAGCCCUGCCCAGUGGUGUUCUUCAGAUCCACGGGGUGCAGCGGGCGGAUGCUGGAAACUACCGCUGCGUUGCUACCAACAUUGCCAGCCGUCGCCGAAGCAUAGAGGCCACCCUCACUGUCACCCCAGCUCCCAGCCCCCAGCUUCCCCAGAGACCACGCAUCAUCGCCGGGCCACAGAACAUUUCGGUGUCACUGCACCAGAAUGCCAUCCUGGAGUGCAUGGCCACAGGCAAUCCCCGACCCAUCAUCUCCUGGAGCAGAGCAGACAGCAAGUCCAUUGAUGUUUACAACACCAAAGUGUUAGGAAACGGCAACCUCAUUAUCACAGACAUCAAGCCCCGCCACGGAGGAGUCUACAUGUGCAGAGCCACCACGCCCGGCACACGAAACUACACUGUGGCCGCUGCCAAUGUCACUGUACUAGCACCACCUUCCCUGUCGGAGUGGCCGGAGAGCCUGACCCGUCCCCGUGCUGGCACCGCCCGCUUUGUGUGCCAAGCUGAAGGAGUUCCCACGCCUCAGAUCACUUGGCUCAAGAACGGAAAGAAAGUUCACUCUAAUGGUCGGAUCAAGAUGUACAACAGCAAAUUGGUCAUCAACCAGAUCAUCCCUGAGGAUGAUGCCAUCUAUCAGUGCCAGGCAGAGAAUGAGCAGGGAUCGGUCCUCUCCAUGGCGAGGCUCAUUGUGGUGAUGUCAGAAGAUCGACCAAGUGCGCCCAGGAAUAUCCGAGCUGACACGGUGUCGAGCUCUGCCAUCCUUCUGGCUUGGGAGAGGCCUCUGUAUAACUCAGAUAAAGUCAUUGCCUAUUCUGUGCACUACAUGAAGGCUGAAGGAUUAAACAAUGAGGAAUAUCAAGUUGUCAUUGGAAACGAUACAACUCGGUACAUUAUUGAUGACCUGGAGCCAGCUCGCAACUACACCUUCUACGUGGUGGCCUACAUGCCCAUGGGAGCCAGUCGAAUGUCGGACAACGUGUUCCAGCACACGCUCGAGGACGUUCCCCUCCGUGCCCCGGAGCUCAGCCUCACCAGCCGCAGCCCCACAGACAUCCAGGUGUCCUGGCAGCCUCUUCCAGACAAGCUCAGCCGUGGCCGAGUCUCCGGCUACCGCUUGUCCUAUCGCACCAGCUCUGAGAGUGCAGUCUCACAGAUAGAACUACCUGGAGAAAAGACCCAACAUCUGCUGGAAAACCUGCAGCCUGACACCAUCUACCUUCUGCGUAUUGUUGCCGCCACCAGCGUAGGGUGGGGUGAGCAGUCUGCCUGGACGUCUCACCGCACUCCAAAGGCAUCCAGUGCUCGAGUUCCUCUGGCUCCCGAGCUGCAUUUGGAGCCUUUAAACUGCACCACUAUUUCAGCACGAUGGCAGUUGGCACCGAGAAACUCAGCCAGUGUGCAAGGCUACAAACUCUUCUACCACGAGGAGAGUCAGCCUGAGAGCGCCCCGUUGCAGCUGCGCGCCUCCGAUUAUGCCCACACCAUCGGGGGCCUCGACCCAAGGAGGAAGUACCACGUUAAACUUCUGGCUUACAAUGUUGUUGGAGAUGGAUACCAAGCAGACCAGACCAUCAGCACCCCUGGAUGUGUCUCUGUCCGAGAUCGCCUGGUGCCCCCUCCACCUCCGCCACACAACGUGUACGCAAAGACCAACAGUUCGACUGCUGUCUUUCUGCACUGGGGCAGACCAGCCUUCACCUCCAGCAAUGCAGUUAACUACACCGUCCGCUGCAACCCAGUCGGCCUGCAGAACGCCUCGCUGGUGCUCUACCUGCAGACGAAUGAGCAGAACCUCCUGGUGCGAGACCUGGAGCCCAACACCAAGUAUGAAUUUGCCAUUCGCCUGCAUAUUGACCAGCUGUCCAGCCCCUGGAGCCCUGUGGUCUAUCAGAGCACUCUCCCUGAAGCUCCCAUGCUGCCACCUUCCAGCGUCAAAGUGACUCUGAUCGAGGAGGACACGGCGCUGGUUUCGUGGAAGCUCCCAGAAGAAUCCAAUGUGGCUGUGACUCACUACACAAUCCUGUACGCCUCUAGAAAUGCCUGGAUAGCCGGUGAAUGGCAAGUUCUGCAAAGAGAAGGGAGCAUCACCAUGGCGCUGCUGGAGAACCUGAAGCCCGGUCUGGUGUACUUGGUGAAAGUUUCUGCGUCCAACAGCAUGGGGGAUGGACCGUUUUCUCACGCGGUGGAGCUGACGGUGCGAACAGAUCUCUCCUCAGGCCAUGAUCACCGGCUCUCUCGUGGCUCCACACACUCAACAGCCUUUUCUGACGGCUUCUACCACCUGGACCAGAAGUCGAUGACGGGUAUCAGCGUGGGCGUCUGCAUCGCUCUCAUCUGCAUCAUAAUCUGUGCUUUCAUCAUCAUCUGCAGAGGCAAAAAUAGGAAAUUUUCGGCUGUUAAAACGUACAGAGAAGGGGUGAACGCAUCUGCAGCUGCUGCAGCACAUCUGGGCUCUGAGGGGCAAGCCGAGAGCGCUGAUGUGACCGUGCCAAUGAUGAGUCAAAGUUAUUUCAUUGAUGCCAAGGGUGGAACAAAUCUCAUCAUCAAUUCUCUCGGCCCUGUUCAGUCCAGUGCUGAGAAGAAAAGAAAAUGGUUUUCCUUUGGCAGUAACGUGAAAAAGGAUUGCACACCAAUGCAGAAUGUGAGACACAGCGCUGCGUCUUAUCAUCACGGAGCCACACUGUUGACCUACGAGGAGGAGUUUUCCAUGUCUCAGAACCAGCCCCCGACCCUGCAGGCCCUGCUUGGGCAUCCCGGCGACGCAGAGGGAUCUUCUAACAGCGAAGGCAGCCACGAAACCGGCGACUCGGGUCGCUACUCUCACGACGAGACGGAGUUGACCAACCUGUCUGGUCCCAGCAGCCGGCCGCCGUCUCUGACAGCGGAGGACGGCGGAGAUUCAGACUGCAGUGGGCCCGCUGAAGAGCCGAGCGAGCUGUCGGAGGAAAGUCCGACUGACGUGAAGGUGAUGGAGUCUGUCGAUACCAGCUGCUGUGAACAUGAAGCCCAGAGCGUUUCGCAGUCUGCACUUUCUGUCUAA
Molecule: messenger RNA, 3558 nt
Organism: Stegastes partitus (bicolor damselfish)
Lineage: Eukaryota; Metazoa; Chordata; Actinopteri; Pomacentridae
Gene: prtga
Product: protogenin homolog a (Gallus gallus)
Exons: 19
Coding region: 1-3558 (1185 amino acids)
Biological process (GO): cell-cell adhesion
Molecular function (GO): protein binding
Source: RefSeq, a predicted model, not a curated record